Messenger RNA from Knipowitschia caucasica, 5061 nucleotides. The record is from the annotation of a GenBank genome assembly. Lineage: Eukaryota; Metazoa; Chordata; Actinopteri; Gobiiformes; Gobiidae.
AUGAGCGCUUUUCUUGAUUUCACCAACAGCACUGUCACCACCAGUGACCUGUACACAGACUACAACACAAACUACAGUCAGUAUGAGGAUCUCGAGGAGCCAGUGGGGGGGCGGGUCGCACUGGCCGUCUUCUACUCUGUGGUGUUUGUGUUCAGCCUCAGCCUCAACCUCCUGGUGCUCACCGUCAUCUACAUGUUCGAGAAGCUGACCACAGUGACCAACCUGCUGCUGCUGAACCUGGUCCUGUCCUCUCUGCUCUUCAUCAGCAGCGUCCCCUUCGUGGCCGUGUACGAGUUCUUCCAGGACUGGCCCUUUGGAGGCCCCAUGUGCAAGAUAGUCAGCAGCCUCUACUUCCUGGGUUUCUUCAGCUCCGUGCUCUUUCUGACCCUGAUGACCUACGAUCGACACCUGGCCGUAGUCUAUUCUGUCACGGCGGCGCGUCUGAGGUGCAGGACCUACGCGCUGGUCUCCUGUGCGGCCGUGUGGGUGGUCAGUGCUCUGGCCUGCAUCAAACCCAUGAUCGUGCAGUCGCUUCUUUACCUGCCUGCAGAUGAGCGCACCCUCUGCCAGACGGACGCGGUGAAGGAGACGCCAGCUCUGAAGGCGCUGGGUUUCUACGUCCAGCUGCUUCUCUUCUUCCUCUUCCCUCUGCUCCUCAUCAUCUACUGCUACAUGCGCAUUGUCUGCACCGUGCUCUCCUCAAACAUCGUGACCAAGUUCAAGACUCUGAGGCUGAUCUUUCUCAUCGUGCUGCUGUUUUUCAUCUGCUGGACGCCGUUUAACGUGGUCACGCUCCUGCAGCAAAGGGCCUCGACUACUGAAGAGGUGGAGCGGUGGGCCAGCUGGGGCAGGGACAUUUAUAGGUUCACUUAUCUCUACUUCUGCAUCAGUCCCAUUUUCUACACCUUUGUGGGGAAGAAGUUUCAGAACUAUUUCCUCUUGCUGUUGGUGAAACGGUUCCCGAGACUGAAGAGACACGUGUCUGUCAGUAACAGUAGGACCACCGUGCAGACUAGAAUUCCACCCCGCGCCGCCAGAGGUCUCACCCCGGCCCCGUCCGCACAUGUGGGGCUUGUUGCUGUUGUGGAGGUCUGGCUGAAGCUACACUCUCCUCGCGUGGAGUUUCUUUCCCUGGAGCAACAUGCGGAACCUGGUGCUGCCUCACAGUCGUCCAUCACAGAGUAUGACCCGCACACAAGGGAGGUGCUGAGUGAGGCGUCUCUCAGUGCUGAGGGCUUCCUUCCUGCAGACGGAGGUGGGACAGUAGUCGGACUUCAGGACUUGGCAGAACUAGAAUCAGCGUGUGUGGCCACCGCUGCAGGGGACGUCAUACUCUACAACUUCAGCUCUUCACAGUUUGAGUGUGUGGGGAGUGUGGACAGUGGCCUCACUUCAAUGAGCUGGAGUCCAGACGAAGAGCUUGUCAUCUUUACCACAGGUCAGGACACAUUCAUAAUGAUGACCAAAGACUUUGAACCCAUCACUGAGGUUGGGAUUCAUCAAGAAGACUUUGGCGAAGGUAAGUUCAUCACCGUGGGCUGGGGAAAGAAGGAGACUCAGUUCCAUGGCUCUGAGGGGAAACAAGCGGCUCAGAAGAAAGCAUUGGAGCUGCAGCCGGCCCCUGAGUGGGACGACCACGGGCCCAGGGUGUCAUGGCGAGGGGACGGGCAGCUGUUCGCUGUGAGUGCAGUGUGUCCACAGAGUGGAGCUCGGAGGGUCCGGCUCUGGAGCCGAGAGGGAGUGCUCCAGGCCACAAGUGAAGCCAUCAGUGGACUGGAGCAGCCUCUCUGCUGGAGGCCUUCUGGAAGUCUUAUCGCCAGCACUCAGCGACAACCCAACAAACACUGUGUGGUCUUUCUGGAGAAGAAUGGGCUUCAGCACGGAGACUUCACUCUGCCCAACAGCAGGAGCCAGACCAAGGUGAAGGAUCUCUGGUGGAACAGUGACUCCACAGUGUUGGCUUUGUGGCUGGAGGACCCCAGUGCUGCUGGAGAAGGAAGGCUCACUACUCAAUUUCAGUUAUGGACGACUGGAAACUACCACUGGUACUUGAAGCAGAGCCUGGACUUCGGGGAUGACCCUCACAGGGCUCCAGUGUGCAUGUGCUGGGACCCGGUGCGGCCUCUGCAGCUGCAUGUGGUGCUGCGGGACUGGACCACUCUCACGUACGAGUGGAGCUGGACCACAGAGUGCAGCCGAGGGAACGAUGGGAACGACGAUGCCAGUGUGGCCGUGAUCGAUGGAAGUAAAAUCCUUGUGACCAACUUCAGGCAGUGCGUUGUUCCUCCUCCCAUGUGCUCCUAUGAACUGCAGCUGACCGCAGCAGCAAACCAGGUGGUGUUUCUGUGCCAGCCCGGCAGGACCAGGGAGCUGGCUGCAUAUAGCGCUGACGGACGUAUCUCGGUGUUUGGUCCAGACGCAGAAGAGAAGGUCAACACAAACAUCAAUGGCUUCAGGACAGUGUGUCAACCCCUGGUCUUACAGAAAACAUACAGCAUUGACCUGGUCCUGGAGUGUCCUCUGGAGCUGCAUCACCUGCUGUGGCUCAGAGAAGACCUGUUUGUGGCUGUGAGAGCAUCCGGAGGGACAAACGGUUCCAAAGUGCUCUUCCUCGGUCCCUCUCAGGCCUCGGACCAAGCGCUCUCUGUCAGGUUUGAGGUGGAGGUGUCUGGGGCUGUGCUCAGUGUGGCUCACAGCGCUCACAACGGCUCCGUGGCUCUGCAGCUGGAGGAUGGACGCAUCAGAAAGCUUCUCUGGGACUGCGCAGAGCCGUCAGUGGAGGACUGGGAAGACCCCAGAGGCGGUUUCGUCCGGUUCCCUGUUGUGUGUGUCCAAACUGUGCUGUGCAACAUCGGCCAGGAGGAGUGUGUGCUGGGUCUGACGGACAGAUGCCACUUGUACGCUGGAGACGCUAAGCUUGCGUCCAAUGUUUCGUCCUUCACAGUCUGCAACGACUUCCUUCUGGUCACCACCCACUCGCACAGCUGCAGAUGUCUCCAGCUAUCCUCCCUGACUGUGAAAGACCUGCAGGGGGCGCUGGCUGCAGACGGAGGACAGAAUGACGAGACCGUGCGCAGAGUGGAGAGAGGGGCUCGGGUCGUGACGGUGGUGCCCCAGGACACCAGAGUCAUCCUACAGAUGCCCCGAGGGAACCUGGAGACUGUGCAUCACCGGGCUUUGCUGCUGGCUCAGCUCCGAACGUGGCUGGACAGUCUGCGAUUCAAGGAGGCUUUUCUGUGUAUGAGGAAACUUCGAAUCAACUUGAAUCUCAUUUACGACCAUAAUCCAAAGUUAUUCUUAGACAACACGGAGACUUUUAUCACACAACUCGGCUCCAUCAACCACAUCAACCUAUUCCUCACAGAGCUCAAAGAGGAGGACACCACGCAGACCAUGUACCCGAGGCCAGACGACCGCCCUCUGCCCCCUCUCAAAGUGACGGGCACAAAGGUGGACGCGGUGUGUGACGCGCUGAGGCACACGAUGGAGGCCAUGGACGCAAACAGGUAUUGCUUGUCCGUUCUGACCGCUCACGUGAGGAAGACCGUCCCGGAGCUGGAGAUCGCUCUGCAGAAAGUCCAUGAACUUCGAGUGAACCCUCCCCCUGCUCCUGCUGCUGCUCCUGCUGCUGCUCCUGCUGCUGCUCCUGCUGCUGCUCCUGCUGCUGGUCCUGCUGCUGCUGUGACUGCUGAGGAGGCUCUGAAGUACCUGCUCUUCCUGGUGGACGUCAAUGACCUGUAUGAACACUCUCUGGGCACGUAUGACUUUGACCUGGUGCUGAUGGUGGCCGAGAAGUCUCAGAAGGAUCCAAAGGAGUAUCUGCCGUUUCUGAACAUGCUGAAGCAGCUGGAGCCCAGUUAUCAGCGCUACACCAUCGACAAGUAUCUGAAACGUUACAGGAAGGCUCUGGCUCAUCUCAGUCAGUGUGGAAACGAACAUUUCCCUGAGGUGCUGCAGCUGGUCAAAGAGCAGAAACUCUACACUGAAGCUCUACGUUUAUUUACUGCUGACAAGACUCAGUACAAGGCGCUGACCGUUGCCUUCGCAGAGCACCUGGUGGGGCACCAGCAGAUGGAGCAGGCCGGGCUGCUGCUGUGGAGGUGUGGAGAGACUCACUCCGCUCUGCAGAGCUUCGUGAGCUGCUGUAGCUGGAGACAUGCCCUGUGUGUGGCUCAGCUCAUCCCUCUGCCUCCAGACCAGCUGGCUCUGCUGGCCCGGGACAUCGCAGAAAAGCUGAGUGAUCAGCGCCGUUAUUCUGAGGCUGCUCUCCUGCUGGAUCAGUAUGCUAAUGACUGUGAGGAGGCCAUCUUGGCUCUGAUCACUGGAGCUGUUUGGGAUGAGGCUCUGCGAUUGAUUCACAAACACCAAAGACAGGACAUCACUGAGACCAACCUCAAACCUGCUUUGUUAGAAGCGUUCAGUGCUCAAACCACUUUCCUGGAAACUCAGCUGUGCACGUUCACACGUCACAGGAGCAGACUGGCUGUGGUCCGAGAGCAGAAGCUGAAGGCCAGGGCGGACAUGCUCGAUGAAGAGGGUCCAGACUGUGCUGAUGCAGAGCUGUUCAGUGAGGCCAGCAGCGUCCUGACCGGCUCCAAAUACUCCCAGAGCAACUCUCGCGUCUCGUCGAGGUCAUCCAAAAACCGACGCAAGGCAGACCGAAAGAAGCUGAGUCUGAAAGAAGGAAGCCCGAUGGAGGACAGGGCUCUGGUCCAUGCCCUGGGGGAGAUCGUCACAACUGUGGAUAAAAUGAGAGAGGAGGUGCACGGCCUGCUCAAGAUGCUGGUUCUGUUUGAGUUUGGGCGACAGGCGCAGAGGCUCCAGGAGCAGUAUUCCGAGGCCCUGAGUCUGCUGGAGACCGCCCUGCCCGAGGUGUGGCCCGACAACGCACUCGGCAGCGCUCCGCUAACCGGACCCAACAGCACGGCUAACAGCAUCUCAGCUUCCUUCCAGCAGCCGAGUCCAGCCGCCCCCCCUCAAACUCAGCCUCCAGAUGCGGAGAUUCAGGCCGUACCAAAGAUGAGAAGUAAUAUCAAAUGGAAGCUCAUGGUUCUUACUUGA